Messenger RNA from Gallus gallus (chicken), 6017 nucleotides. It is a transcript of the gene OMP, whose product is annotated as olfactory marker protein. The record is from RefSeq and is a predicted model, not a curated record. Gene Ontology annotation, cellular component: cytosol; nucleus; axon. The transcript has a single exon. Gene Ontology annotation, biological process: signal transduction; sensory perception of smell. Lineage: Eukaryota; Metazoa; Chordata; Aves; Galliformes; Phasianidae. The coding region runs from base 3609 to 4088 and encodes 159 amino acids.
GGGCCAAGUUGGGAACUGCUGGUUUGUGGCUGCCUGCUCCUCCCUGGCAUCCCGCGAGGCCCUGUGGCAGAAGGUAAGCUGUGCCCCAUGCCAGAGGAAAGCUUCUCUUCAACACCUUGGCCUCGUGCUUUGUUUGCCUGGCUCAGAUACUGGAUCUUCAGGAAUGCCUCAGUCCUGAAAAGCUGCUCAUGAGGAAAACCUCUCUUAAAAAAAAAUGUUCUUUGAGAGGAAUUGUUGUGAUUGCAGCCACAUCAUCUUUGAGCCAAGUUUCUCCAUAACCACAUGAAACAAGCCCUGCUCUGUCCUUCCACAUCCCAAAUCUGACCCUCCCCACUCCAGAAUAACCAUAUACAUAUAUAUAUAUAUUCAGGAUGCUCAACUGCAGUGCAGAAAGUCCCUGUUUCCCAUAGUAUUACCUCUCUGGCUGCCCAGCAUGUUCUCGCCUUGGCCAUAAGACACCUUGCACAGGGGCAGUAGGAUGAUCUAAAGAUAUUAGUAUUCCUCCCAAGCCACUGUUCCUCAAACACACAUCCCUGGCAUGUCCCAUGGGUGGUUUGCUCCACACAGUGGGAUUCCUAUGAGAUUGGGGUCCAAGGACAUUAUCGUUGCACUGUCAUGGACCAGGAGGGCACUGAGGAGCUGCAGAAUAGGGGGCAGAGCCUGAGCAGUGUGAAGGGACAGGAGGUGCCAAGUGUCACAUCCUUUGCCAUCCUGUGGCCAUUUUUACCAUGUCCUCCUUGGGAGAAGAAUUGAAGCCUAUGAAAGCCAGUGCAGCUGUCGUCUUCAGUUUGGUACAGGUGUGUCUCAUCCUAGGAUAAGGGACCAGCAAGUUGCAAGCAGCUUUAUCUAGAUUUUAAUGUGAAAAGGUAGCCACCAAAGCCCCAUAGUGGUGGCAGUGUUGCCCACUUCACCCACAGCCCCUACUGCAGCAGACCAGUAUUCCCUCCUUGCUCUGUGUGCUGAGGUCUAUCCAGUUUCUACUAUUGUGGUCAUAAACACUGAGCUCCACCACGGGAAUAUGUCCUUUGUUUUCUGUUAAAAUCAAGUCUUUCCAGCACGUGUGAACAAGGUAGGUUUUGUUGGCUUCUGGAUAAGCAGUAAGAUUUCCUCCUGAUUCUGUACUUCUGUAGCUUGUGGCUGUUGUUACAGGCGUGGUGUAAGGUGUUGUUUAGGCUGUUCCUCUGCAUCGUCAUCUCCCCAGGGCAAGUUCUCCUCCCUCCUCACCAUUCAUCUCCAGCCCUGCCCUGGGAGAUGUGGACCAAACAGAAGCCAGGUCUCUUUGGACACUUCAUUAUUUCGGUUUACCAAUGGCAUUGCUGUUUCUCCCUUGGCAAUUUUGCCAUAGGUGUUUGUGACUUCUUUUUUUCCAUACGCUUAACUCUCAGAGCUGUUCUUUAUCUGCAUCCUUGGUUCCUUCUUUCUUUCAGAAAGGUUUGUUUUACAGCAAAAGCUAAAGUUACAGCCCUCUCCCCAUGCCCAGAGAUGUUUAUUGGUGGCUCAUUGGCCUUACAGCAUCUGCACACACAGGACCCUGCAGUGCCAUUGUCUACUUCUGACUCAUCAAUACACCAAUAAAAGCAACAGUUGAUAGGACAAGCAAGACAGCAAAACACUAAGCUGCUGAACUGUCAUUAGACACCAGAAUGUCCCUAAUUCAAAGUCUGGGAAGAGUUAAAAGAUGCUGAUGCAGGUGUUAAUAUCGCUGAAAUAUCAACACAGGGAUCUUGGUCCAGCUCUCCUGUUGCUGGUGAGUACAGGGCAGUUCCCAGUGCAGUGACCCACCUUGGGCUCCUGGUGUCUUCUGAUGGUCUUUUUUGGAGACUUCUUAUGGAAGUCCAAAUUAAAACCUCCAGGGAUCAUGCUCACUGGCUGUGAGCUGUGUGGCACAGCCCAAGUGAUAGCAGUGCCUUUUGUAAAUAUAUUCUAGAGAAACCCUUUCCUGGAUUUUAUUUAACACAGAUGGAGCUCCCAAAAUGCUCUGCAAAAGUGUGAUGUGACGGAAGCCAACAUGAGUCACAGAUAGGAUGGAGGGAACCAAAGAACUUAACCAAAGAAUCACCACAACACCAUACAACCUAACUCCAUACAAUGUGCCAUGUAAAAGUGGAUGCUGAAAUCCAUGGACUCUCUGAGAGUCCAAACCAAUGGCUCUAUCCUAAAGAUGCCACAGCAUGCUUGGAGGAGUCGGGCCUUUUCCAUGGAACACCUGAAGUCAUGAUGAUGGUUUAGCCAUCUCUUCAUGGUGCUUGGCAGAGGGGUGCAUGUUUUAGCAUGGCAACUCUGUUUGGAUUCCGUAGCCUCUUGGAGACACCCCGCAAAGAGGAAUGCAUUCAUACGUAUCCUCUUUUAUCCCUCUUUUAUCCUCUUCUAUGCCUGGAGAGCCCACCAAUGCAGCACAGAUGCUCUGGAUAUAAACAUACUCAGCAGUUUUUAGGGAAUGAGCAGCUCCAGGUUAGGCAUAGCAGUCUUGUUGGUGCUCACUUGGACUCAGAGCAUCUCUACAGCACUUGGAAGAGCUUGCUUGCAUCUUGGAUAUGCUCCUUCACUUGGACCAAAGAGACAAACGUAAGGCCCAGACUGUGUCCACAUCCCUAUUUCCCAGAAACACUGAGUAAAAGGGAAGUCCAUGCAUGAGCACCUUCUCCAACAUCAGUCCAGUCCAUUCGAGGGCAGUAGACCUAUGCUGAGCUGUUGGUGCCCACUAAGGCUUCCUGCCAUCAGUGCCACCCAGCAGAAGACAUGGGGUCCUGACUAUGAGUCAAACAUGAACAGCCACAUGUAGUGCCAAAUUGCCAUGAGUGCAGCCAGCAGGGCAAGAUGAACUAUUCUUCUCCUCCAACUGGCACUUGUGACUCCUCAUCUGGGAUUUGUCCAGGCUUAGGGUCUACAGACACCAGAGAGAUGGUUUUGCGUGGCCAGGAGGAGAUGAAGGUGGAGCUUUUUGCUGUUUGCAACUACCAAAUGGGAGGGUACAGACAAUACAGAGCCAGAUUUGAGCACACCACAGGACAAAAUUCAACAGCAGCAUGGGAAAUGAGAUAUAAAGGGGAAAAAAAAAAAAGAAAUGUCUUCAGCAUGAGCAUGUUCUGAAACUAGGGUCCAGAGAGCUCCAUGCACAGAGGUGCUCAGAGCUGGGAUAGACAAAGCUCCAGGCAACCUGAUUUAACCAUAAAGUCCCACUCUGAGCAGAGGGUAGAAGCAGACUCCUCCAGAAGCUGCUUCCAACAUGAAUGAUCCCAUGAACUGAUAUUCUAAGAGUACACUGGCAUUGAAACCUGCAGGAUGGUUGCCCUGGCUGUACACCUUCAUUUAGGGAUAACGAGCUGCACUUUGGCUUGUCGGAGUGGUUGUCAGGGAGGUUGCCAGGGAGGCUGACAUCAGAUAUCCCUUCCCUAUAGAUUAUCAUGCACAGCAGCACCAUCAGUUCCUAAUCUGCAAACGAGAUGGGAGGGCACCCAGAGGAAGCCCUGGAGGGUGUUUUGCGUCACUGGCCUGGGUUGCCUAGCACCACUGGGACCGUGGAGAAGGGGCACCAGAAUUUUUACCCCUGCGUGUCCUAUCUGGGAGCCAAACGUUGCUGAGGACAUAGCAGAGGAGCAGCGGAGGAGAUGGCAGCUGAGGCAGGGGAGCUCAAGCUGCCCUUCAUCCACGAUGACCAGCUCACCCGGUGCAUGCGUCUGAGAGCCCAGAGCCUGCAGCAGAAAAACGCCAGGCCCCAGGAUGGUGAGAAGCUGCUGCAUCCCAACGAGCACAUCUACAGGGUGGAUUUCAUCCGGCAGCACAACCUGCACUUCCUCCGCUGGGACAUCCAACUGGAGAGAUCCGGGAAGGUGACGGUGACCGGCACCUCCCAGCACUGGACUCCUGAUCUCACCCACCUGAUGAACCGACAGCUGCUGGAACCAGUGGGCAUCUUCUGGAAGAAACCAGGGGCCAAGGAGGUGGAGUACAAUGAGGCAGAUGCCCAGGAAUUUGGGGAGCGGCUCGUGGAGUUAGCCAAGAUCCGCAAGGUGAUGUAUUUCCUCCUUGCUUUCACCGACGGCCUUGAACCUGCUCAGCUGAAGGGUUCCAUCAUUUUUAAAGCCUGAUUCCCUCCAGCUCUGUCCUUCUUGCUCAGCUAUGCUUUGUCUUCGUUUUUCUUUCUUUUGUUCAGUUCUUGGUUGUUUCUCCGUGGUUCUUCAUUGAAGGAUGGCAUAACAAAAUGGUGGAGAACAUCUUGACACUUCUGGAGCUCCUCACCCCUGAAAAACAUUCCCUAACAUGCUUUCCUCAAUCUGAAUGAAGGGGAAGAGGCAGGACGAGCCAUGGAUGCUUGCUGCUUUAUUUGCCUAGAGUAUAAUUCUGCUUGCUUGUGAGUUCAGGGAUUCACCAGACCUGGCUGGCAGUCUUUCUGGCUUGGAAAUGUUUGGCUGCUCUUACCCUUCCAACCAUGGCACCUGGAUACAAAAUGACUGAUGGAAAGAUAAAUUGCCAUGCUGCAAACAGGAGAGACAUCCUGGAGGGAGUGCUGCCUUCCAGUUUCCAUCCCAGCCCCAUCCAAAAGGGGAGGCUUGUUUGAGAUGGAUCCUUGCAAGAAUGCUGAGUGCUUGCAACUUACAGUGACUCCUAUGUGACUGUGACUGUGACUGCUCCAUGUCUCUGAAGACCAGACCUAUGGAAGCUCACCUUACCAUGAAGCUGAAGCACUUUCAAACAUGUUGUAUUUAGCAGAUUGCAAACUCACUGGACAAAAAAAAUAGGAGGGUGGACCUUCCUUUUCCUGACAGCUUUCACUGUUAAAUACGGGGGGUCAACGUGGGGAGGUGUGCUCAAGAGUGUUGCCUGCCUCUUGUUGCCUGUAUUUUUGAUACUGAGAUGGGUUGGAGCAGGCAUGCAUGUGUGUGCAGAGCCAGCAGCUCAGAGCAGGCUGUAGGUCUGAGCCAGCAGCUAGUUCCCUGCAACAAAACCAAUCUGUGCAUGAUUAUGGCCUUAAAACACCUUCAUGGCCAAGUUGGAUGGGGCAUUGAGCAGCCUGGUCUAAUGGAAGGUGUCCCUUUCCAUGGCAGGGUGGUUGGAACUAGAUGAUCUCUAAGGUCUUUUCCAACCCAAACCAUUCUUUUGAUUCUGUGAUGUAUAGAGAGCACUUUGCAGACCACAUCCAGGAUGUUUUGUUCCUGUCUCAUCCAUUGACUGUGCAUAAACUGCUAACUUUGGACAUCCCCUUUUCCUCCACCAGAAGGUACUUUAGUGACACUUCUUGUGAGUCACAGGUGGAAAUGUCCUUUGAAAAAGUAAAGUAUUUUUAUUAUUGGUUUGCACCCAAAUGGGGCUGAGCAUUAAGGUAUGGACUGAGGUUUUCCUGAGGUGUGUAAGCAGGGGGCAGUGGGGGGAAAACCAGGACGAGAUGGCAUGAUACCCAUGGCCUACUGAUUGCGUGGACCGUCCCCAAAAGAGUCCAGCCUCUUCUCCAGAUCCCAUAGAGAUGCUGGACACCGUGCCCUCUCUAGCCCAAUGACAGUGUAUAAAAUUAUAUGCACAAGUUGUAUUAGAGCGAGAGGAAAAGUGAAAGAGGAGAUGGAGAGAAAUUGGAAGCUUUGAGUCUUGCCUGCAGCCAAAGUUCAGCAACCACACAUGGCCACGCCAUGGACAUUGCUGGAAAAGUUGACGUCAUUGCUUGUAUCCCAAGACAUGCUGUAUUCAGUGAAGAGAAAUAAAAGGGGACCCAUCCCUGCUUAGCUAUAGUAUGGCCCUAUGGUGGAUCAAACCCAGUUCUAGGGUCCCAAAACGGUCUCUUAUGGUCUCUUUUUCUAUAGGAGAACCCUCUUUAUUCAUCCCAGAACAAAGCCCCUGCGUGCAAACGAGAUCAGACCCCAUAGCAGGUGUCAUUGCCAACUUCCAAAAGGGUUUUUGCUUGCCAGGUCUCAUAAUAUGUAAUUGCUGCAAUGCUGUUUGCUCAGUUAGAGUUCCUGCAGCAGGUACCUUGCUUGGUAUUGAUGUGCCACAGUAAAUAAAAGCCUUAUCAGCUGGUUUCCCCUUAA